This is a messenger RNA of Corylus avellana, 1185 nucleotides long. RefSeq names its product light harvesting complex of photosystem II 5 (gene LHCB5). Gene Ontology annotation, biological process: photosynthesis, light harvesting. The record is from RefSeq and is a predicted model, not a curated record. Gene Ontology annotation, cellular component: membrane. Lineage: Eukaryota; Viridiplantae; Streptophyta; Magnoliopsida; Fagales; Betulaceae.
CCCAUUCUCCACAAUUACACCAAUCCAAUUCCGAACCACUUAUAACCUCCCCACCAGAGCUAGGCUCAGUAGUUUCCCGGCGACCCUGAAAUGGCUUCUCUGGCUGCAUCCACGGCAGCUGCCUCCCUUGGUGUGUCUGAAAUGCUCGGGAACCCUCUCAACUUCAGCGGUGCUGCAAGGGCAUCAGCUCCAACCGCCUCCAGCCCGGCCACCUUCAAGACUGUUGCACUUUUCUCCAAGAAGAAGGCACCGCCACCCAAGUCCAAGCCUGCUGCUGUUUCUCCGAUAAGCGAAGAGCUUGCCAAGUGGUAUGGUCCCGACAGAAGGAUUUUCUUGCCGGAUGGUCUCUUGGACCGAUCUGAGAUCCCGGAAUACUUGACCGGAGAAGUACCCGGAGACUAUGGUUAUGAUCCAUUUGGGCUUAGCAAGAAGCCAGAGGACUUCGCCAAAUAUCAGGCAUUUGAGUUGAUUCACGGCCGUUGGGCCAUGCUUGGUGCGGCCGGAUUCAUUAUCCCAGAGGCCUUCAACAAAUUUGGUGCCAACUGUGGCCCCGAGGCUGUGUGGUUCAAGACCGGAGCCCUAUUGCUCGAUGGGAACACAUUGAACUACUUUGGGAAGAACAUCCCCAUCAAUCUCGUUCUUGCUGUCGUUGCUGAGGUUGUUCUUGUUGGUGGUGCAGAAUAUUACAGAAUCACCAAUGGCUUGGACUUGGAGGACAAGCUUCACCCAGGUGGUCCAUUUGAUCCAUUGGGGCUUGCAAAUGACCCGGACCAGGCUGCAAUUCUAAAGGUGAAGGAGAUUAAGAAUGGUAGGCUUGCAAUGUUUGCGAUGCUGGGUUUCUUCAUUCAAGCCUAUGUGACCGGAGAAGGCCCUGUUGAGAACCUUGCAAAACAUCUCAGCGAUCCCUUUGGCAACAACUUGCUCACUGUGAUUGCUGGAACUGCGGAAAGAGCUCCAACUCUGUGAUUUUUUUUUUUUUUUUUUUAGAGUUUUCCUCUCUUGCUAGCUCCAUGCACGCAGAAGCUUAGAUGCAUUGUAAAUUAAUGUUGGUCGUCAUGCACUGAUGAGACGGUUUCUAAGGCAUGCAAUUGCAACCUCUUAAUCUUGAACUCAAUCAUGUCCAACUGUACGUGUUUUAAUUUACAGAGAAGAAUUCUCUGCCAGCAGAGCUGGUUGUAGCAGUCA